AGAAACCCUCCUUACGACCACCCCGGAUUUAAGACCAACCCGCUAAUACGACCGAUUUUUUUCAGUCCCGAAUUUUUUGUUCUUUAUUUUAAUGGUCGUUUGAUUCACAUUUAAGACCACCCCGGUUAUCCACUUUUACGACCACCAAAUUCAGUCCCAAUGGUCAUUUAUAGUUUAAUUUCAACCCUGUAAUUACGACCGAUAAAAAAAACAUCUACGAGCCUCUUUCAGCUGCGAGCCUUCCCGCGAGGUGUACUAGAUUUUGACACGUGUUUGCAACAUACACAAACCGAUUUGCGGUAUCCGCUAAUUUAUGCAAACGUGUGAAAAACUUCUGCUAAAUGUUGUUAAUUGUUAAACAAACAAAACUGGAUUAAAGGGCUGAUUAAAGGUCCAGGGUAUUCUGAAACGUAAGGCAGAGAUUAUGGAAGGGUAUGAGUCAAAUCAAAAUGUAGACAGAAAACGCAUAUGUCAACGUUCGCCAAUGGAGGAAGUAAACACACUUAUGUGGCAGUGGUUCCAAACUGCUCGUUCACAAGGUAUACCAGUGUCUGGUCCCAUGCUACAGGAGAAAGCACUUGUGUAUGCUAAAGACCUAGGGUUAUCAGAUGAUGAUUUUAAGGCAUCAAACGGAUGGUUAUCAAGGUUUAGACAACGCCAUAAUAUAAACUUUGCGUCAGUGUGUGGGGAAAGUGGUAGUGUACCUCAGGAAAAAGUAGAUGACUGGAUUCAGAGGUUGCCAGACAUAGUUUCUGGUUACAGGUCAUGUGACAUUUAUAACAUGGAUGAAACUGGACUUUUCUUUCGUGCACUUCCAGAUAAGUCUUUAAACAUGCGCGGCGAUCAAUGUAAAGGUGGGAAAAAAUCAAAAGAUCGCAUAACAGUCAUGCUCUGUGUGAACAUGGAAGGGACAUUUGAAAAACCACUAGUGAUAGGGAAAUCAGCUAAACCAAGGUGCUUUAAAAACAUAAACACAAAGAACUUACCUGUAGAUUGGAGAUACAACAAGAAAGCAUGGAUGACUAGUGGACUAUUUACUGACUGGGUGAAGGAUUUUAAUGCUAGAAUGAAACGUGCUGGGCGCAGUGUUUUGUUAUUGUUAGAUAAUGCUCCAUCUCAUCCUCAUGACUUGAAACUAUCAAAUGUGAAACUUGUGUACCUUCCAGCCAACACUACAUCAAAGCUUCAGCCUCUUGACCAGGGCAUUAUUCAAAACAUGAAACAGAUCUACAGGAAGAGAUUGCUAAGAUCAGUGCUUGCUAAAAUUGACAAUGGAUCUACUGUGAGUGCUGAUGAACUUUCUAAGAGUUUGACUGUCUUAGAUGCCAUUCAAUGGACUAGUUGUGCGGUAAAAGAAAUAAAGCCAGAGACUGUCACUAAGUGUUUUAAGGCCUGUGGACUGACUGUCGGUGAAAGUGUGGAUGUGGAAGAUGAUGACGAUGAUGACAAUGUGCCUAUUGCGGAAUUAGUAGAAUUGAUGAGAACCGCUCAGUCAAAAAUAUCUGUUGAAUCUGUGAUGACGCCAGAGGAUUACAUUAACAUUGACAAUGAAUUGAUAGCAAAUGAUGAUAUCAGUGAGAACUGGGAGAACGAGCUUAUUGAAGCUCAUAAAUCUACAGGAUCUAUAGAUGUAGAUAACGAUGAGUGUACUGAUGACUUAGAACCUGGUACUGAGUGUUUAAUCAAUUCCCACCAGGAUGCCCUUAAGUGGAUUGAACAGCUCAAGUUGUACUGUUUCAAAAAGGACUUAAUGACUAUGUUGCCAGCAUUUGACCAAGCACAAGAGGACUUUGAAAAACUGUCAGUUAAUGUUAUGUGUGGAUCAAAACAGUCAACUUUGGAUAGGUUUCUUGUAAAGUAAAAAUUUAAAAAAAAACCUGCAAGAAGAAUAUGAUCGACUUUUGACAACAUCUGAUAAACAUGAGUUGGCUUGUGACAUUAUUAGAGAAACAUUGAAGAACAAUCUAAAUGCUAAUGGCUAUUUUAGUGCACUUAAUUUAUGUACAUGUACAUGUAUGUUGAGAUUUUCAUAGUUAAAUGUUUUAUAAAUAAAUGAAGAAUAAAAAACAUUGCACAUUAUUUUAUGACAAAUGAUUGAUUUAUUGCAAUAAAGUUAUGUAAAAUGAAAAUUUUAUUUACUUUAUCAAAUCCUGAAGUAUUUCCCUCAAAUGGGACAGGAAGUAUAUUUACCUUGUAGAUCUACAGUAAGGAAAGAAUUCAAACAAAUAACCAGGCUAUCAUGCUAAAACUCACUAAUCAGACCACCCCGCAAUUAAGACCACUUUAGAGCAGUCCCAUGGGUGGUCUUAAUUGAGGGGUUUC
Ruditapes philippinarum (Manila clam) is the source of this 2322-nucleotide messenger RNA. RefSeq names its product tigger transposable element-derived protein 6-like. The transcript has 2 exons. Bases 425 to 1861 code for a protein of 478 amino acids. Gene Ontology annotation, cellular component: nucleus. Lineage: Eukaryota; Metazoa; Mollusca; Bivalvia; Venerida; Veneridae. Gene Ontology annotation, molecular function: DNA binding. The record is from RefSeq and is a predicted model, not a curated record.